AUGUCCUUCGAAAGCGUCAUGCCGCCGUACAACGCCACGGACCCGUCGGCCUCCUUCCUUAACUCCUCCUGUCUCGACUUCCUCCUCAUCGAGCUCGUGCCCAUGGCCUUUCGCGUGACGAGAGACCUCGAAGCCGCGCCGACUGAUGCGAAUAGUGCCGGUGGGGGCGCUGCCGCUGCAGGAGGAGGUGCUUCAGCUGACGCGCUGUCGACGGUGAGCCACAGUCAGGGCGGGGGGGCCGACGGAGGUGCUGCGCCGUCGAGCGCGGACGGGGCUGCGGGCGGGAGCACAGUCAGGAAGCUGGAUGAGGACGAGGAGCGAGAUGCGGUGUUUUAUCGGCUUGAGACGCUGGGAUAUCGUGUUGGGCAGGGGCUUGUUGAGAGAUUCUCGAGAGACCGGCCACGAUUCAACGAUACGCUCGACGUCAUCAAGUUUGUCUGCAAGGAUCUUUGGUCGCUUGUGUUUAGAAAACAGAUUGACAACCUCAAGACAAAUCACAGGGGCGUUUACGUACUGACAGACAACUCGUUCAAACCGUUCUCGAGAAUGAGUACAGAAGCUGGCGGACAGGCGGUUGUUCGGGCACAGCCAUUCCUCUGGUUCCCGUGCGGGAUUGUGCGCGGAGCGCUAGCGGCGUUAGGUAUCAACGCAACUGUCCAAGCCGAGACCAACGAGCUGCCGGCAGCUAUUUUCCAAAUCAAGACCCUGCCGUCAAGCACAUAA
Molecule: messenger RNA, 723 nt
Organism: Colletotrichum lupini
Lineage: Eukaryota; Fungi; Ascomycota; Sordariomycetes; Glomerellales; Glomerellaceae
Product: transporter particle component
Exons: 4
Coding region: 1-723 (240 amino acids)
Biological process (GO): regulation of GTPase activity; endoplasmic reticulum to Golgi vesicle-mediated transport
Cellular component (GO): trans-Golgi network; cis-Golgi network; TRAPP complex
Source: RefSeq, a predicted model, not a curated record